Messenger RNA from Canariomyces notabilis, 979 nucleotides. RefSeq names its product NAC-domain-containing protein. Gene Ontology annotation, cellular component: cytosol; nascent polypeptide-associated complex. The transcript is spliced from 4 exons. NCBI's taxonomy places the organism in Eukaryota, Fungi, Ascomycota, Sordariomycetes, Sordariales, Chaetomiaceae. The record is from RefSeq and is a predicted model, not a curated record. Bases 143 to 598 code for a protein of 151 amino acids.
GCAUAUCGCGCCUAUCACGAGACAUUCCGGGCGAAACCAGGGCCAAAAUCAUCGCGACUGACAGACUCGAGCUUCACCGAGUCGCCGCUACCCUUUCCUCUCGAUCAACCGCCACCCCAUCUCCAUCACAACAUAUCCCAACAUGGCCGACGUCCAGGAACGGCUCAAGAAGCUGGGUGCUUCUGCUCGCAUUGGUGGCAAGGGAACUCCCCGAAGGAAAGUGAAGCGGGCGCCUGCCCGGUCGGCCGGCGACGACAAGAAGCUCCAGCAGACGCUCAAGAAGCUUAAUGUCCAGCCCAUCCAGGCCAUUGAGGAGGUCAACAUGUUCAAGAGCGACGGCAACGUCAUCCACUUUGCCGCCCCUAAAGUGCACGCUGCUGUCCCUUCCAACACCUUCGCCAUCUACGGCAACGGCGAGGAGAAGGAGCUCACGGAGCUCGUCCCCGGCAUCUUGAACCAGCUCGGUCCCGACUCCCUUGCGUCACUGCGCAAGCUCGCUGAGAGUUACCAGAACAUGCAGAAGAGCGAGAAGGAGGCUGACGAUGAUGACAUCCCUGAUCUCGUGCCGGGCGAGAACUUUGAAAGCAAGGUCGAGUAGAGCCCCUUGGUUCCCAAAAUAUAAAGUCUACCGCAAAAAAAUGAUGGUCCACUCUGUCCCCUGCUCGGGUUGGCUUCAAGGGGCACAGAAACGAGCUCUGUUUUUUCCGUGAAAUGGACGGCGGCGCCCGGAUCUCCUGAUUAGGUGGGAUAGGAAACGAACAUAUGGUCAUCCCCAAGCAUUUCUUUAAUCGCUGACAGAGAUGACAUGCCUAUGCGGCGGGAUUUCAAGGUGUCAUGAUAAUCCAUGUGAUCAGGCUUGUCCGGCAUGCCAGCAUAGACAAUGUGCGUCCAACAGAUAGGCGUCACAGGCUGAAUUCCUCAUCACCCGUGUUCCUCAACCAGCCGCUCAGUGCUUCCGCUCUCACGUCUUCUUUCACCU